This is a messenger RNA of Phoenix dactylifera (date palm), 1132 nucleotides long. The record is from RefSeq and is a predicted model, not a curated record. Lineage: Eukaryota; Viridiplantae; Streptophyta; Magnoliopsida; Arecales; Arecaceae.
UUUGGUGCAAAAUUACUCUUCUUUCAAGACAACAGAUAAAGCCAAUUUCAGUGAAGUAUGGACUUGGCAUACCAGAUCAUGAUAGUGAAGGGAGGCUUGUUACAGUGGAGUUUGAUUCAUUCUACUUAAUUACUGGAUAUGUGCCUAAUUCUGGUGAUGGCUUAAGAAGAUUGACUUACAGGGUUAAAGAAUGGGAUCCAUCUCUUAGCAAUUACAUGAAAGACUUGGAAAAAUUCAAGCCUGUGAUUUUAACCGGUGACCUGAACUGUGCUCAUCAAGAGAUUGAUAUAUUUAAUCCUGCAGGAAAUCGCAGAAGUGCUGGAUUUACAGAUGAAGAAAGGCAAUCAUUCGAGUCAAACUUUUUGUUGAGAGGGUUUGUGGAUACCUUUAGAAAACAACAUCCUGGUGUAGUGGCUUAUACCUAUUGGGGUUAUAGGCAUGGUGGGCGCAAAACCAACAAAGGGUGGCGACUUGAUUAUUUUCUUGUCUCAGAGUCCAUAGCGGAUAAAGUAUAUGACUCCUAUAUUCUUCCAGAUGUCAUUGGCAGCGACCAUUGCCCAAUAGGCCUCAUAUUAAAUCUCUAGGUUUAGCUGAAUUGGAGUGCCUGAACUAGAAUCAAUUAGGGGAAGAUUCUGUACCGUGCUCUAACCCCAUCCUCAGGUUAACUUCUCAUCAUAGGCUAAUGUAUGCUCAAGUAAAAGUCGGCUUUUCCUUAUUAAAUGUCUGCAAUUCCAUCCUAGUGAUGCAAUUAGCAUAUGCAAUUAUCGGCAUCAUGUCAAAGCAAUGCAGCAUUGACCUAACUUUUGUGACCUGUGGUUAGACCUUGAUGUAUCUGGGCAUUUGAAAAUCUUUUUUAUAUCUUAAACAAGGAACCUGGGAAAAUUCAUAUGGGUCGGUUGUAUGCAAAAAGCAUUCUCUGUAGGAGUAAGGAUUUCAUGUACAAUGUUCCCUCCUUUAAAUGUCAGCUGGCUUUUGUUUUUUGUUUUUUUUGAAUUGUUUAAUAUUAGAUGAUCUUUUGCUUUGGUUUUGAAGUCAUAUUAGGUGCUUGUGUGGAAUGUGCUCUCAUCUAUCUGGUGUGCAUAGUUGCACCAGCUACAUAUAUAAAAGCUCCAAUUUUUCUUUCAUUUUCUCA